Messenger RNA from Oryzias melastigma (Indian medaka), 1811 nucleotides. Its product is annotated as zinc finger protein 544. Lineage: Eukaryota; Metazoa; Chordata; Actinopteri; Beloniformes; Adrianichthyidae. Gene Ontology annotation, molecular function: RNA polymerase II cis-regulatory region sequence-specific DNA binding; DNA-binding transcription factor activity. The transcript is spliced from 2 exons. Gene Ontology annotation, biological process: regulation of transcription by RNA polymerase II. The record is from RefSeq and is a predicted model, not a curated record. The coding region runs from base 337 to 1554 and encodes 405 amino acids.
UGCCAUUUUGUUGGGCUGUUCCUAUUUGAAAAUCGAGUGCAUAAUAACUCAUUGGGUACUUUUGUUAUCUUCAUCAAACAAACAAAAAAACAUUGUCUAAAAACUAAAUAAUUAAAGUAAUUCAACGUGUGGACCUGUAGGAGUAAAUAUUUUUUAAAUCUCUUUCAGAAAAAGUAAUAUAAAUAAAUUAUAUUAUUUGGGAAUUCCACUUCCGCUACUAUUACGUCACAUCCGCCGACAUAUUUCCGGAAGUAAACACGGCACUCAGAGGCUCCAGCCUUGGCUUUAAACUCCUCUUUAGGCUGUGUUGAGUGGGUCGGUCGGUCUCUCGGUGGGAUGCCUUUCACCUCCGCCUUCGGGACGCAGGUCGCAUCCAUCAUGGAUGUCCUGACCAAAACUGCGGUGGCAGAGAUCACCAAGCUGGCGGAGGAAGGGAGCGUGAUUUUACGAAUGGAGGUGCAGCGGAGGGACAGUGAGAUCCAGGAGCUGCGGAGGAGCCUGAAGGUGAUGGAAGCGGAGCUCCAUGAUGCCCAAGAAGCUGCAAGCCGCACUAGACAGGAGAAGCAGAGGCAAGAGGCUGCAGGGAGGCAGCUGCAGCUGGAGGAUAUUAAAGAGGAUCAUGAAGCAGAUGGACCGUUCCCCGUGUCCACACCUGCUGAUUCCCUCCAUGAGCCUCAGAGUGGAAUGUAUGAGAACCAAAACUUCAGUCCUGUCGUCAAACAAGAGGCAGACGGUGAACUUCCCAUCAACACAGCAACAGAUGGUGCACAGACAGACGCUCAUUUUCCUGCAGAGGAGCAAGAUGCUUCAGUCUGGUCUGCUACAAUAGAGGAAAGCUCUGUUGUAACUCAACCACACAUGCAGAUUUCCCCAUUACACGUUGAGCAAUUUUCUGCCUGCAGAGACUCGGAUAUUUCCUUUAGUUUUUUUGCAGAUGCUCCAAAAAAAAGGGCCGACUACCUUUGUGCGCCAUCAAAAGUAGAAGUAACGAUGCGUCCUGUUUGCACUAGCAGUAAUCUUUCUCCAUCUGCUCCUGGAAAACCGUUUAGAUGUGAGUCGCUCUCACCUGUCACGCAGAAUGGAGCUGCGUUUGCUUCGCUGCAGCCUCAGAGAGCCGCAGCAGGCGCGUCAGGUUUGAAUACAGACAACAAUCUCAGUAUUAGAAACAGCUUGCGGCCUAAAAGGCCCAAUACUGUGUGGAGAACCAGCCCAAAGCUCUUUAUGUGUUUAGUUUGCAACAAAAAUUUCCCUCGCUUGUCUCAGCUGGAAGAGCACAAGAGCACCCACCAGGCCGCCAAACCCUUUCGGUGCCUCCAAUGUGGGAAGUCUUUCACCCAGAAGACCCGGCUGAAGACGCACCAGAGCGUGCACACGGGGGAGAGGCCGUUUAGCUGCAAGAUCUGCGGCAAGAUGUUUUCGAGGCAGGACAACUGUCUGAGGCACGAGCGCUUCCACAGCGGCCUGAAGCCGCACAUUUGUCGGCAGUGCGGCAAAAGCUUCACCGUGCUGGCAAACCUCAAAAUACACCAAGAGAUUCAUCUGCAGGAAAGAUAGCGCCCACAAGCUCAUGCUGCAGAAAGAGAGUGGACAUUUAUCGCUUUUAUUUAUUUAUUUAAGAAAUGUCCUGUUUUACUGAAAUCUUUCGUUUGAUGAAGAUUGAGAGGUUGUUUACUUUAGUUUAUCAUCACUUCUGUUUUUAAUUGCCUCUUUAACGUCCCACUCCGAUCAUCUUUGAUCCAUUUUGAUUCCCAGUGGUCUUUUAAUUAUAAUUAUGCCCUUUUCAGCCCAAAAUGUUAAAACCUGUGUUGUUU